Molecule: messenger RNA, 2814 nt
Organism: Nicotiana attenuata
Lineage: Eukaryota; Viridiplantae; Streptophyta; Magnoliopsida; Solanales; Solanaceae
Exons: 5
Coding region: 1-2814 (937 amino acids)
Source: RefSeq, a predicted model, not a curated record
AUGAGAAAUACUAGAACUAGUCCUAGGAGUUCAGGGAAACUAAAUGCAGCAGCAACAGUUUUUGAUCCUAAUACUACAAGGAAGGAAGCUACAAAAGAAGGACUAAGUUCUAAUCCCUCAAGGAACACGAACAAAGAAUUUACAGCUCAAUGGGUGAAUAGAGCCUUCCUAGACCCCAAUGUUACCACAAAUCAGUCAUGUCAAGAAAUCCCCUCUCAAUCUUUAUAUACAAGUGUUAUCCCAGAACAAGAAAAUUUAAAAGAUCGUGUGAACUUUAUUGGAGGUAGGUUGUGGUGUCAGCAACAUGAAGAAGAAUCAUAUGAAGGAGAAUUUCUUGAAGGACAUGAGGAUGUGGAAGAAGUACAUGUAGAAGAUCCAGAUGUGGAGGAACAAAGUGUUAAUGGCAAGAGGGAUAGAAGUGAAGUACAAGGAGUAGUUGAUGGUAUCAAUGCAAAGGGUGCAACUGAUCAGCCCCUUCAACUUGAUCAGUACCAUAUCAAUCCAAAUUCACUCUCAAUACCUAACCAGGAAUCUAGCUCUGUGGAGAAACAAGAUCCUAUAGCUCAACCCAAAGAUCCAGGAGAUCCAGAAGAUCCAGGUGAUAAUAGUGCAGCAAUACAACAUCAACAACUGGAAGGAAUUCAGAAAGGUGGAGAUUUAAAGCUGCAGCAGAAUGUAGGACCUGAUGCUCCAUGGCUUGUUGGUGGAGACUUUAAUGUGAUAUGGGAUGAAGAAGAAAAAUUUGGAGGACUUCCAGUUCAUAUUAAUGAGAUAGAUCACUUUAGGCAUUGUAUUAAUACGUGCAAUCUUUUUGACCUGGGCUUUAAGGGAAGCAUCUACACCUGGUGGAAUGGGAGAGCUGAGAAGGACUGCAUAUUCAAAAGACUGGAUAGAUGUGUGCGAAACAUGGAGCUGCAACAAUUUUGGCCAGGUUUGGAGAUUAGUCACCUAUCCAAGAUUGGCUCAGAUCACAGCCCUAUGCAUCUCAGUUGCAAUCCCAGCAGUGGUCCAAUCAAGAAAGCUUUUAGAUUCUUGAAUUUCUGGAUUAAACAUGACACAUUGCUAGAUGUUGCUAAGGAGAGCUGGCAGAAGGCUCUAUCUAUAUGGAGUAAGGCAACCUUUGGAGAUAUAUUUCAAAAGCUAGCCAGUUUGGAGGAAGUAGUUAAGGUGCAUGAAACUCAAUUUGAACUGAAUCCAACAAUACAAAAUCGGGAAAGACUCCAAAAAGUGCAAUCUGAUCUAAUUCGUGUGUGGGCUAUAGAGGAAGAUUUUUGGAAACAAAAAGCAGAUCAAAAGGAUACAAGACAGAACUGGAAACUGCUAGAAGAUUCUGAAACUAUAGCCAAUGAGGCUGUGCAUUUUUUCGAGCAACAGUUCCAUGAGGAAAGUAUUCCUACUGACUUUUCGAUCAUAAAUUAUGUACCUUCGAUGAUGACAGAGGAACAGAACUAUGAUCUCACAAGGCUGCCUACAAUAGAAGAAGUAAAGAGGGCGAUCAUUGGGGAUGACAUAGUAGAGAUGGUGAAGGCUUUUUUCUGUGGACAUGAAUUACCUAAAUUUGUGACUCGCACAAAUUUAGUCCUACUACCAAAGAAGAAGGAGGUGCAGACUUUUUCAUAUCUGAGGCCAAUCAGCUUGAGUAAUUUCACAAAUAAAAUAAUAUCGAGGGUCAUUCAUGAAAGGUUGGUUGAUAUACUCCCUUCUGUUAUUUCUGAUGAGCAAGCAGGCUUUGUGAAGGGAAGGAGUAUUGUUGAAAAUGUGCUGCUUACUCAGGAAAUAAUAACUGACACUAGAUUAAGAACAAAAGCAGGUCCUAAUGUGUUUAAUAAGCUUGACAUGAUGAAGGCAUAUAAUAGACUGUCUUGGUUGUUCCUCACAAAGGUUUUGAGGAAGAUGGGGUUUUCAGAAAGAGGGGUAAAGCAAGGUGAUCCUUUGUCACCUACAUUGUUUAUCUUGGCUGCAGAAGCACUUUCAAAGGGGUUGAAUGCACUACAUCAGAAUUUGUAUUUUUGUGGUUUUGGAUUGCCCAAAUGGAGUCCCAAGAUCAAUCACCUUGCAUACGCAGAUGACACAAUAAUAUAUUCAUCCUCAGAUGCCACAUCUUUGAGACUGAUUAUGGAGAUUCUGAAUUCCUAUGAAGCAGCUUCUGGGCAACUGAUCAACAAAACCAAAUCUGCAGUUUAUGUGCAUCACUCAACAAAUGAGGAAGUUGUGAGAAAAAUAGAAAGAGUUACUAGAAUUGAAAGGCAAGAUUUUCCAUUCAUCUAUCUUGGUUGUCCUAUUUUCUACUCAAGGAGAAGGAUGGACUACUAUGAAGUAUUAAUUACAAAGGUACUUGAUAAAAUACAAUCUUGGAAAGGAAGGCUUUUGUCUAUUGGAGGGAGGGCAGUGCUGAUAAAUAGUGUGCUGCAAAGCAUGCCUAUUCACUUGCUUUCAGCAGUGAAUCCACCUAAUUAUGUGAUCAACAAGUUGCACAAUCUAUUUGCUAGGUUCUAUUGGAGCAACUCUACUGAUGGGAGAGCAAGACAGUGGGCAUCAUGGGAUACUUUAUGCCUUCCUUAUUAUGAAGGAGGAGUAGGAUUUAGAUCCUUACAUGACAUGUCCAAAGCCUUAUUUUGCAAACUAUGGUGGAAUUUUAGGACUAAGCCAUCUUUGUGGAGUUGUUUUAUGAGCCAAAAGUAUUGCAAGAAGUUGAAUACUAUUGUGGUACCUUGGAGGGGUGGUUCACUUAUAUGGAGGAAGAUGUUGGAAUGUAGGGACCUUGUGGAGCCUCAGAUUUUCUGGAAAUUGAAAAUGGGAUCCUCACUUUUUUGA